AUGUCCAUCGUGUCUCCCAAAGCGAAGCCCACAGCCUGCGAUACUUGUCGAAGAUUAAACAUUCAGUGUAAUCUAGACAACUACAUCGAUGACUGUGAGAGAUGCACCAGUCUAGGAGAAAGAUGCUUCAUCACAGAUGAUUACAACAUUACUAUUCAUAAAGUUCCCCAGAGAACGCUUCACAAUCUCAACAGUACGGAGGUUAUAUAUCAACUGGGAGCUCUGGGUAUGGAAUUACACAACAAGCAAUCAGACGGGAAAAAUACACACGCUAUUGUUGAUGCAUUUGUCUCUAAGUUUGAGGGGAUAUCAGAGGAGGCUAUCAACUAUCCAGAAGUUCAAGGGUUCUUGGCUUACCACCUCUCGGGACUCAUUAUGUGGUUUAAGAACAACCCCGACCAUCAAGUAUGGAAUGUUGCCCUAUAUGAUCAGAAGACUAGGCAAUCACUUAAAAAAUUAAGCGAUAUCUUGAAAUCCCUCCAAUACCCACGAUAUUCGAACAGCGCAUCUUGCUUUGCAUGGCUACUUAACACCAUUGAUUCUGAGGGGCAAAAUCCUAGUGACUCUCUUUCAGACAACCACAAUCAAGCACACACAACCUCCUCUGACCCCGCGAAUGAGCCCGAACGCAGACUGUCUGCAGAUAUACAGGCUGGAGAAUCACAGGCUGGAGAAUCGCAGGCUAGAGAAUCGCAAGCUGAAAGCUUACAAGCUGGAGACUUACAAGCUGGAGACUUACAAGCUGGAGACUUACAAGCUGGAGACUCACAAGCUGGAGAAUUGUAG
This is a messenger RNA of Botrytis fragariae, 786 nucleotides long. RefSeq lists its product as uncharacterized. Gene Ontology annotation, biological process: regulation of DNA-templated transcription. NCBI's taxonomy places the organism in Eukaryota, Fungi, Ascomycota, Leotiomycetes, Helotiales, Sclerotiniaceae. The record is from RefSeq and is a predicted model, not a curated record. The transcript has 2 exons. Gene Ontology annotation, molecular function: DNA-binding transcription factor activity, RNA polymerase II-specific; zinc ion binding. Bases 1 to 786 code for a protein of 261 amino acids.